Molecule: messenger RNA, 5030 nt
Organism: Equus quagga
Lineage: Eukaryota; Metazoa; Chordata; Mammalia; Perissodactyla; Equidae
Gene: ZNF594
Product: zinc finger protein 594
Exons: 3
Coding region: 1500-3500 (666 amino acids)
Biological process (GO): regulation of immune system process; regulation of cytokine production; negative regulation of transcription by RNA polymerase II
Source: RefSeq, a predicted model, not a curated record
GCUGGGUGAAGAUGGGGUUGGAGAGAGCCAAAGGAGUAGUUUUCAGAGUGAGGGAGUAGGUACAGAUAGAGGGAUGGAGAGGGAGGAGUUCAGGAUGACUAGAGCAGGGCUUCUCAAACUGCAGCCUACCUAAGAGUCACCUGGGUGGCUUGGUAAGCAGUUUCUGGGCCCCGUCCCCACAGGCUCUGACUCAGUAAGUCUGGGAUGAUGCUUAAGAAUUUGCAUUUUUACCAAGCUCCUGGGUGAGGCUGGUGUGUUGAUCACAUUUUAGGUAGCACCAAACUAUUGUGUUUCUGGCUUAGAAACCCCUAGAAUACAAGCCCCCCUGAGGGCAGGGACUUUGUCUUGUUCGCUGGUGUAUCCCAGGGCCUAGAACACUGCCUGAAUACAUAGGCUCACAAGAAAUAUUUGUUCAAUGAAAGCUGGUCAUUUGGGCAGAAAUGGAUAGUAAGACGGGCAUAAGAUUAGAAGCAAAAAUAAUGAGUUCAUUUUUAUCCAUUUGAUUUGUCUUGACUGUCAGCAAGACAUUGGACCAAAGAUGCAUUGUGAAUAUACACUAAAAUGUGGAUGAGGAAUAGGAGAUUUAGAUUUAUGAUUCAUUCUGUACAAAGGUGAUAAUUGAAGCCAGAGGGGAUAUGGUCACUGAGAUGUUAAAUAUAAAAAGAGAGGACUAGGGGCUGAGCCUUAGUAACAUUUAAUAGAAGGAGAAAGCUGACAAGGUCAGUGAAGAAGUGGAGUGAUUGGAAUAUCAUGCAUUAUAGAAGCCAAGGGAGAAGAGGAUUUCAGAGAUUAUUUAGUCAAGGGAAAGAGGGAAGAGGGUUAACCUACUAUUCAUUUACUCAACAAUUUUUUAUUGAGUGCCCACUAUGUUCCAGGUUCUAUUCCAGCACUGAACAAAACAAAGACCCCCACCCCAUGGGGCUUAUAUCCUGGAGAGGCUUACACUGUAGUAGGGUGUGCCUUUCUUUGUGUUGGGGGUUUUUCUUGAUCUGUGCAAUAACACUUUGGAAUAAGUGGUGUUAAUUCUGUUUUGCAUUUGAGGAGAUGACGGUUGAGGGACAUUGGGGAGCCAGGAUUCUAACGUGGUCCUGCUUGCUUCCAAAGCCUGUGUUCUGUUCAGGACUCCAGGCUGUCAUCACCAAUGUCACUUCUCUGCUUUAGUUACUACUUGAAUGCUGAUGAUUCCAAAGUCUGUGUCUCCAUUCUAGAUUUUCCUUCUGGGUUCCUGACCCGCUGAUCCAUCGGCUUCCUGGACAUUUCCUCCUGGAUACUUCACGGGUACAUCACACGGAACGUGUCUGAAAUGGAAUGCACCACUGCCUCUCCCUCACCUCCACUGUUUCACCCCAGCUACCCAACUUGGGCAGUUGAUCAGGAAUUCAAGAUGCUACAGGAUGUGGCUGUGAAUGAACCACAGAAGGAUGCUGGGUGCCGGGUCUGCGCCCGGUGGAAUCUCUGCAAAGAAGAGAUGCGAGAGGGGACACAGCUGAUCUCACUGGAUGCUGAGACCAGGGAAUAAGAUGAAGGACUGGAAGUCAAAGAUGGCAAUUUCUGAAGAAAAAGAUUCAGCCAGGGCCGUAUCAGAAAGAUUCCAAAGACAGAUGUCCCAGGAAUGUGGGUUAUUUGAAACUGGGGAUCCUGAGGACAAGUUAUUGAGGCAUUGGGCAAGCCCCUCAGAGGAGGCAGUGAGACAUCCUCCUUCCCAAGAGAGAAGUAUCAGGGAAGUGAAUCUCAUCCCCAAGACAGCCACUGCAGGAGAGAGAGGCCAUGGAUGUCAUGAAAGAGAAGACCUACUUUCUAUAGGAGACAAAUCCCACAGAUAUGAAGACUGUGACCAGAGCUUCAAAGAGAAGUCAGAAGUAAGUGAACAUCUGAAAAGUGAUAACAUAAAGAAAACCUAUGAGUGUAAAGAAUGUGGAAAAACUUUCAAUCGGAGCUCAAACCUGAUUAUACACCAGAGAAUUCAUACAGGAAAGAAACCAUAUGUAUGUAGUGAAUGUGGGAAAGACUUUAAUCAAAGUUCAAAUCUUAUUAUACAUCAGAGAAUUCAUACAGGAAAGAAACCUUAUAUAUGUCAUGAAUGUGGAAAAGACUUCAAUCAGAGCUCUAAUCUGGUUAGACAUAAGAGAAUUCAUAGUGGCGAGAAUCCCUAUGAAUGUAAAGAAUGUGGGAAGGCCUUCAAGGGAAGCUCAAACCUUGUCCUACACCAGAGAGUUCAUAGUGGAGGGAAGCCAUAUAUAUGUAGUGAGUGUGGGAAGGCCUUCAAUCAAAGCUCAGAUCUUAUAAUACAUCACAGAAUUCACACUGGAGAGAAACCUUAUGAGUGUUAUGCAUGUGGACAGACCUUCAGUCAAAGUUCACACCUUGUCACACAUCAGAGAAUUCAUACUGGAGAGAAACCCUUCAAGUGUAGUGAAUGUGAAAAGGCCUUCAGGCAGCGUUCACGCCUUACUGAACACCAGAGACUCCACAGUGGGGAGAAACCCUAUGAAUGUAGCAAAUGUGGGAAAUCCUUCAGUGGACGCACGAUGUUUCUUAAACAUCAGAGACUACACACUGGAAAGGAACUUGAAUGUGAAACAGCCUGCACUUCUAACUUGGACCUUCUCAAACAACAGAGAAUUCAUAGGGAAGAAAAACCUUAUGAGUGUACUGAGUGUGGAAAAACUUUCCGGGGAAGUUCAGAUCUGAUUCGGCAUUGGAUAAUUCAUACUGGGGAGAAACCCUAUGAAUGUAGCGAAUGUGGGAAAGCCUUUAGCCAGAGGUCGCACCUUGUCACACAUCAGAAGAUUCAUAGUGGAGAGAAACCCCAUCAGUGCGAUGAGUGUGGGAAGGCCUUCCGGCAGCGUUCACUCCUUGUUCAACAUCGGAGAAUCCAUAGUGGUGAGACACCCUAUGAAUGUAAGGGAUGUGGAAAACUCUUCAUCUGGCGCACAGCGUUUCUCAAACAUCAGAGACUGCAUGCUGGACAGAAACUUGAGGAAUGUGAGGAAACAUUCAGCAAGGAUGAGCUGCUUCAAGCUGAGCAGAGGAUUCACCAAGAAGACCAAGCUUAUCAGUGUAAUCAGUGCAGGAGAACUUUCCGAGGCAGCUCCGACCUCAUUAGACAUGAGGUGACUCAUACAGGAGAGAAACCGUAUGAAUGUAAAGACUGUGGGAAAACUUUCAAUCAGAGCUCAGACCUUAUGAGACAUCAUAGAAUUCAUAGUGGAGAAAAACCUUACAUAUGCAAUAAAUGUGGGAAAUCUUUUAGGGGCAGCUCAGAUCUCAUUAAACACCAUCGUGUUCAUACUGGAGAGAAACCCUACGAAUGCCCUGAAUGUGGGAAGGCCUUCAGUCAGAACUCACACCUUAUUAGUCACCAGAGAAUUCACACUGGAGAGAAACCCUUUGAGUGUAGCAGCUGUGCGAAGGCCUUCAGUGGGCGCACAGCUUUUCUUAAACAUCAGAAACUUCAUACUGGAAAGGAACUUGGGGAAUGUGAGAGAGUCUUCCAAUAGGACCUAUUCUGAUAGGUAACCGAAACCCAAUGAAUGUAGGAAAAGCCUGCUGGAGACCACAUCUUAUUGUACUGUAGAGGAUUUUUAUUGCUGAAAACCAUUUGAAGGUAGGAAAACACUGGAAGAGUCUGGCUAGAUGGAAAACAUAUGAGUGUAAUCAGGUGGAAAAGCUCUUGGACAUCAUAACCUUUUUUAUGCCUCAGAGUUGACACUGGAGUAUGGUCCCAACAUACUUGAGAAUGUUUUAGGGGACUUCUGUCAUUAUUAAAAUCAUUAGAAAUCACUUUGGCAAUAAUCCCAAAACUAAAUUCUUCAUGGAAGGAGCCAGUUCAGUCUUGACAAGUGACAAGUAUAAAUCUGCUUUAAGUACUUUAGGGUGAUAAAAUCUUUCUCUGGGAUAAAUUCUUCCCCUUACAUAUAUUUUAUACAUGUUCCUCUUUUAGCUUCCUUAUAAAAAUAUGCUUAUGCGGAUGUAAUAGUGCUGAUUAGAAUGAUCCACUAAUUGAGAGGAAACAAAAAGUAAUAGAAAGGACUUGACAACAGUACCUAAAGGCCAGGACACAAGAGCCAGUGAGGUAUUCCCCAGAGAAGGAGUAGUGACUACUAGUGGUUUCAGGAAAUGAAAAGGGAAGGGACAGGAGGACAGUAAGUGUUGGGCACAGGAUUAGACUGAGUGCCAGGGCACAGCGUUUAGGUGACGUGAGUUGGUGGGAAUUAGAAGAAAGCAACUACUGUCAAAGGUCCGGUGAGUAUAGGGAGAGGGCUCUGUCUUGAACCAAGGCUUUGUAAUUGGGCACAGCUUACUUGAGGGUUGGAAUGUCUAACAGAACUCUGAAGCAAGGUCAGUCAUAUAACCUGAUAGCUAACUUUGGUAGUUAGGCCCUGCCUGUCCGUGCAAUCAGACUCAAUCAUCAAAUAUUUCUUGUACUCUGAACUACUGGCAGAUUGUCUAUGAAUUUACAUGAGUCAUCAGAUAAGAAAGUUACUUGAAUGGGACAAUGUAAGGCAAGGAGAAUUUCAAACUCGUAUUUUUCCUCAGUGGGAGUAGCUUAUGAGAUGCACGGAGGGGACCAGUGGUUCUCAACUGGAGUGAUUUUGUUCCCCAGGGGACAUUUGGCAAUGUCUGGAGACAUUUUGGUUGUCACAACUGGGAAGAAAAUAUUCCAAACCAGGGAUGUUGCUAAAUAUUUUAUAAUACACAACCCCCCACAACAAGGAAUUAUCUGGCCCCAAAUGUCAAUAGUGCCAUGGUUGACCAUGGAUAUUUAGAACACUAGUCACCUGAGGCCAUUUAAGCAAGUGUUUCACGGAGAUGUGGGCAGUGGCAGUGCACCCCAAGGGGAGCCCAGAGUCUGAUAGAAACCUUUAGUUUGAUGAACUGUUUCAAGAAAGGCAGUCCGGUGUAGUGGAGGGAGCACAGACACAGGUUUGAAUCCUAGUACAACAUAUUGGCUUCGGGACCUGGAGCAAAGUUUGUAACCCCUCUGAUUCUUAUUUUCCUCAUUAAUAAAAUGGUGAUCGAAUAAUAUA